This is a messenger RNA of Hypoxylon trugodes, 1437 nucleotides long. RefSeq names its product spherulin 4-like cell surface. The transcript has a single exon. The coding region runs from base 367 to 1278 and encodes 303 amino acids. The record is from RefSeq and is a predicted model, not a curated record. Lineage: Eukaryota; Fungi; Ascomycota; Sordariomycetes; Xylariales; Hypoxylaceae.
GUUCUAUUUACGUAAUCAUCUAUGUAACGGCCGAAUUAGUAUUUAAGGGUUGGGAGGAUUUGGGAUCUACACCAGGAUUGGUCCUUGGAUCCAGCUCUGAUACAGAACUAAUUGCCCACUAAGGCCAAGCCCCCCCGGCGCCGUGGGCUUAGAAUGGAAGCUCGAGAAUCCAAUAUUUAGACGCACACGUACCCCUGAGAUAUACUUGAAUUAUAGUCUGGCCGGUCGUCAAGAAAACCAUGUAGGGCCUCACCCGAAUAAAUACCCAGGUAAGUCUAAAUCUAUUAGGCAGGCCAAUCGUUCCUCGGAUUAUUAAGAAUAUCAACAUUGGCUGUGGUUGUGGGAUAAUCUUGAACACUUUACGCCAUGAGGUACUCCAUUCUUUCGCUAUCUGCCUUGGUAGCCUCUGCGGCGGCCAAGCCAGGCAUCAUAUUACCUCUGUAUGAAUAUCCCUCUGGCGACGUGGCCACGGCCGACUGGAACGGAGCCAUCGCAGCAGCAACGGCGCAUCCUGAUGUAGACUUCUACGUUAUUGUGAACGAUAACAGCGGUCCUCCAUACACUCCUAACCCCCCGGACGCGAUUAAAGAUUUCGCUUCGUUCCUUGGCGUCUGGAAUGCCUUAUCGAAUGUCAAAUUGAUCGGUUACAUCGCUACCUCAUAUGGUGGCAAGAGCGAUAGCGACGUCGAAGCCGCUGUAGACCAGUACACAGCUUGGACCACAGCCGAAGGCUGGACAGCGGGUACAUCGUACGAUAUCCACGUUGACGGCAUCUUCUUCGAUGAAAUAGACACUUCUACAAGCCAGCUUUCGCACAACACCGCCAUCACCAAAUAUGCUAAGUCCAAAUUCGCCGGCCCUGUCGUGUUAAACCCGGGUACUUUCGUCCAGAGCGGUAGUGAAUCGCUCUUCGACGUCGCGGAUGCCAUCGUCGACAUCGAGGCUUGCUACACCCAUAGUGUCGGCCGUGUGGACUUCAACGGCUACGCCUGUGACCCCUCUACUGAUGGUUACACGGCAUUUACGCCCGCACUACUCGACAAACUCGGCACGGACCAAACUCAACUGAGCAAAUCGUCCGUCAUCGUUCACGACUUCUACGAGUCGUGGAGUCCGUAUCAACCCGCUUCCCAGGAUACACUCCAAACUGAUAUACAGGCUAUGGUAGCUAAAGGCAUACAUAGCUUGUAUGUUGCGCAGUUGGGUUAUAAUGCGAAUUUCACGGGUGCCGAGCCAGCUAGCAUCACGACUGUUGCUAAACUACUUGCGGCGGCUUAACGCCUCAGGUUGGAGUCAUGCGUAUAAGUAGAGGUGCGAUUAUUCUCGUGUAUAUAGUUAACCGACACGUAUAUACUUAGGUUGACAUAUGGAACAUAAAAAUUAGAUCAUCGUUAAAAAUUUCAAUCUUCUAGAUAAACACCACCAAUAUCGGAGUUA